UAUUUAAGAAGCGCGAGCGCCUUGUGCCGACUGCGCAAACGAGCGGGCUGUCGGAGCAUCACCGCCUGCAGGAGCGAGCAGGUGCGGCGCAUGCGCAAAGGGAUGAACGUAGAUGGGGACUGCAGCAUGUCAGUCAACUGCGGCAAUGGGAAGCUCCGGCAGUGGCUCAUCGAACAGAUCGACAGCGGUGAGUAUCCAGGCCUGGUGUGGGAGAACGAGGAGAAAACCAUCUUUAGGAUCCCAUGGAAACACGCAGGAAAGCAGGACUACAACCGAGACGAGGACGCAGCACUGUUCAAGGCUUGGGCUCUGUUUAAGGGGAAGUACAGGGAAGGCGUGGACAAGCCGGACCCCCCGACUUGGAAAACGAGACUCCGCUGUGCUCUCAACAAGAGCAACGACUUUGAUGAACUUGUGGACAGAAGCCAACUGGACAUUUCGGACCCUUAUAAAGUCUAUAGGAUCAUCCCUGAGGGAGCAAAGAGAGGCGCCAAGUCCAGCAGCAUUGAGGACAACUCAUCACACGUGACGUCUCUCAGUUACUCCAUGCACUCUCCUUAUCCUCCUCUACAGCCUCAGAUGUCUAGCUACGUGCUGCAGCCGGACAGGAGAGACUGGCGAGACUUCAGCCCUGAGCAGACACACCACCCGCCACCGCACGCGGAGAUACCGUACGGCCCGUAUCCGUCCCGGCCCCUGCAGUGGCACACGCAACCCUGCGACAACGGGUACCAGAUAUCCGGAUCCUUCUACACGUAUACUCAUCCAGAGUCGCAUCCUGUGUCCGUGGACCCGAGUAUGAGAUCCGCAGAGACCAUGGCAAUCUCUGAUUUCCGCCUGCACGUGUCACUGUACUACCGCGAGUCUCUGGUAAAAGAGGUCACCACCUCCAGUCCUGAAGGUUGCCGGAUCUCGUCCUCUCCCUCCCCGUCCUCUCCGUCCUCCCCGUCGUCCCCGUGCAUUGAGGACAGGCUCUUCGGCGGGCCCGAACCUGUGCUGUUCCCCUUCCCGUACCCGCAGUCGCAGCGGCGCGGUGCUGAUAAGCUUCCCAACGUGCUGGAGCGUGGCGUGCUUCUCUGGCUCUCGCCUGACGGACUCUAUGCCAAGCGCCUGUGCCAGAGCAGGGUGUACUGGGAAGGACCGCUAGCGCCAUACUCAGACAAACCCAACAAGCUGGAAAAGGAGCAGACCUGCAAGCUCCUGGACACACAGCACUUCCUGUCAGAGUUGCAGGGAUACAUCCAUAACGGACGCCCGAUGCCCAGGUACCAGGUGGUGCUUUGCUUUGGAGAUGAAUAUCCAGAUCCUCAGCGACAGAGCAAGAUGAUCACAGCUCAGGUGGAGCCGAUGUUUGCCAGACAGCUGGUGUACUACGCCGGUCAGACCAAUGGGCAUUACCUGCGGGGUUACGAGCUGCCCGCUCAGGGAACCCUGCCCGUGGAGGAGUACCCGAGGAGUCUGCAGCACAUGCAGGAGUGAUGUCACGGCCCGAACUGCAUGAAACGGACUUGUCCGAGGAUGCUCACUUUCCUCCAAUCUAUGCUGUUUCUCAUCUCAAAAAAUCCUUCCAGACCCAGGGGGCAGGAGGAGACGGGACGGAGAGGUAACUGCAUAUCGGAUACCCGUCUACCUUCGACACACUCGUGAACAGUACAUACAAAGCUGUGCACCGAAAAGGCAUGAAAUGAAAUCGUGAUCGAGUGCUAUACGCAAUAUUAUAAAUAUGUAUCCAAAACUGUUAAAUACUGUCUUUGGUAACUUUUUUUUUUUUUAUUCGAAAUUUGUACUACUUUUAUACUUUGUGUUUUAUACUUCGAAUGUUCAUUUAAUUUCCCUUUUUCUUCCCCCUUUGAAAAUCAGCUGCCUGUUCUAUGCAAUAGAAAACUCAAGCUAAAAACGCUUCCUGUUUACAACUCGAUCAGUCGUCUAUUUAUAUUUGUACUGUAUAUUGUGUGUAUGUUUGUGUGCGCGUGAGAGUGGUGUGAGUUCUGUAGGCGCCUAAUCUUGAAUGUAAUUUUUUUCCCUUUGAAUGAAGUCUCUGUAAAAGUGCCCAAUACUAAGAAAUUGAACUUUGAGACUUACUGUUAUUCAUAAGCCUGAACCUUUAAUCAGAGACAGCCAUCUUUUUCUGGUGCUCAGUGUGUAUACGAGCCUCUGUGUGCGUGUGUGUGUGUGUGUGUGUGUGUGUGUGGUAGACUGAGUGCUGAUGGGAAACUGUCGCAGGUUACUGGCCACAAUGUUGUGGUAAAAUGGUGUAGAAAGGUCGAGAGAGGAGGGGGGGAAAGAUGUCAGUGUUUCUAUUUUUCUAAUUUUCUCUCUUUUUGAAAAGAAAUCAGGAAAGUUUUGUAAAGCUGUAUGUUUUUUAUUCUGUUAUUACUUUUAUGUAGUCAAACAGUGAAUGAAAAUAAAGAUUUCUCUGUUUUCUUAA
Molecule: messenger RNA, 2428 nt
Organism: Neoarius graeffei (lesser salmon catfish)
Lineage: Eukaryota; Metazoa; Chordata; Actinopteri; Siluriformes; Ariidae
Gene: irf4a
Product: interferon regulatory factor 4a
Exons: 9
Coding region: 91-1479 (462 amino acids)
Biological process (GO): regulation of transcription by RNA polymerase II; immune system process
Cellular component (GO): nucleus
Molecular function (GO): RNA polymerase II cis-regulatory region sequence-specific DNA binding; DNA-binding transcription factor activity, RNA polymerase II-specific; protein binding
Source: RefSeq, a predicted model, not a curated record